AUGAAAGAUAUCGGUCCAGUUAAACGUUGCUUGGGAAUUGAUUUUGAUCAAAACCUUAAAACUAAUCAAGUUUUCUUAUCACAGCAAAAAUAUGCAGAAGUUAUUUUAGAACGUUUUGGUAUGGCGGACUUUAAACCAGUCUCCACUCCCUUAGUGAUAAAUUGUGGAUUGACCUGCCCCAAAGUAAAGGAUGAAAAGGAGAUGUCCGAAUACCCUUAUCAGCGCUUAAUAGGAGCACUAAUGUAUUUAACUGUGACAACACGCCCCGAUAUUGCAUAUGCUGUAAAUUACUUGAGUCAAUUUAAUUCAAAUUACACUGAAGAACAUUGGAAAGCAGCCAAAAGAAUUUUACGCUUUAUUAGAGGAACGAUCGAUUAUGGUUUGCUCUAUAACAAAACAAAUUUGAAACUAUACGGAGUAGUAGAUGCAGAUUGGGGUGCAAACAUUGAAGAUAGGCGAUCAUACUCAGGCUUUGCCUUUCUCUUGGCAGGCGCUGCCAUAAGUUGGGAGGCACUGUUUCCUUAUCAAGCACCGAAGCAGAAUAUAUAG
Molecule: messenger RNA, 549 nt
Organism: Lucilia sericata (common green bottle fly)
Lineage: Eukaryota; Metazoa; Arthropoda; Insecta; Diptera; Calliphoridae
Product: secreted RxLR effector protein 161-like
Exons: 1
Coding region: 1-549 (182 amino acids)
Source: RefSeq, a predicted model, not a curated record